AGGCAGAAUCGUCAGCCAUACCGCCGCAUGACUGAUUUGGUCGUUUCUUAUACGACUCGCCGCCUUGCGAGGAUGCAUGUGGUCUUGGAACCUUCAACUCAACCAUGACUCAUACUUCACUUCUCGGCAAGUCGAAGUGACAACAUUAUACCGUAUCUGAAGUUGAGCUAAAUUCAUGCAAGACGAUGCCAUGCUUGCCUAUGAGCUGGGUAGACAACCACUGUCCCGAGACCAUGGAUAUCCGCUAGAAGCGCUUGUACCAGGCCAUACGGCGGCCAGGAGUGUUAAGUCGCUCGAGAAGGUCAUCCUUGCCAAAGAUGAAUGCCAGUCGGCGUGGCAACAGCGUGAGUAUAAGUGCUUUGAACCGAACCAGACACCGAAAGUUGUGGACUACGCAUCCGCACCAGCCUCAAGCGCUGCCGGUUCGAAGUGCCAUCACAGAUGUGAGAAGCAUACCGAAAUACAGCGCUCAGGGCAGAGCGGAGAUGUAACAGUGCGGACUAGAAGAAGACGCCGUCAAAGUCGAAGGCUAUGCAUAUAGCGUCGCUGGUAGAAGGAUCAUUCGAGUCGAUGUUAGCGCUGACUAAAAUGGUCUAGAAAGAUGAUUCUCUGGCAAGAAGCUUUCAAUACUGGUGUCGAUUUUCACCACGUCCCAGCUGCACCAUCCAUGACGUGCGCC
This is a messenger RNA of Exophiala viscosa, 679 nucleotides long. Its product is annotated as Oxidoreductase, molybdopterin-binding domain-containing protein. Gene Ontology annotation, biological process: sulfur compound metabolic process. The transcript has a single exon. Gene Ontology annotation, cellular component: mitochondrion. Bases 176 to 541 code for a protein of 121 amino acids. Lineage: Eukaryota; Fungi; Ascomycota; Eurotiomycetes; Chaetothyriales; Herpotrichiellaceae. Gene Ontology annotation, molecular function: heme binding; sulfite oxidase activity; molybdopterin cofactor binding. The record is from RefSeq and is a predicted model, not a curated record.